ACCAUCAGAUAGAGAGAGAGAAAGAGAGAGUGUAUAGUUAUGGAGUGAAUGAUGGAAGGGGUGGCCAUUUUACGACAACUUAUACGGUUCUCAUUCCCCUUCCAAUUACUUCAUCGCACCACCAAACCCUCAGGUUCUGAUUCAUUCGUUCAACUAUCGUAUAUGUAUGCUGUAAAGUUCUGAGUGUUGCAAGUCUCCGUCGUGAAAUCCAAGAUUGACGAAUAUGACCGGGAAUGCUCAUCACUAGAAUUGGGCAAAGAACUUGAUGCAUGAGGCAUAUCCGAUUAUUUGGAUUCAGCUACAGCUCAACACUCACUUUUCCCACCUCUCUACUUUCUGUUUGUCUAAUCAAAAUGGGUGUGAUCCCUUUAUAUUAUAAGAUGCCAAUCAGAAGUUUGAGACUCUUAUGGACAUUUUAAAAUGUCUGUCCAUAUUUAAAAAUUGGUCAUUUAAGUGCAGAUGUCGAAUAUCAGAUCCUCUCUCUAUCUCCAGAGCAAUUAGUUAAGUAUUUGUUUGGUUUACCACAAUGAUUUAAGCUCAUCCAGUGUGGCUGGUUGGAAAUGUGCUCAUUAAAUCAGUGGCAUUUGCUUGUCAACAAAGAUUAAUAGAAGGUGUUUCUUGAAUCUGGACAUAGUAGCUCUUUGGAAGACCGUUGUUGCAACAUAAUAAUGACUGCUGGUAAAUCUGAAAAUCUAAAAAUGUUGGUACCGAGCAAACCACUAUCCUCAAAGAAAGCUAGAAAGGAGCGUAGUCGUGGAAAAGCAACUGCCGCUGCAUGCUCAAAUGAAAUCAUGGAAGAUCAUAUCUGGAAAGAUUUUCCAGAGGACCUCUUUGAAGCUGUAAUUGCAAGAGUUCCCAUACCGACAUUUUUCUUCUUCCGUUCAGUUUGCCAAAAGUGGAAUUCAUUGCUAACCUCUCAAAGUUUCUCCAAGCAAUGUGCUCAAGUAAAGCAUGCAAAGUCGUGGUUCUACAUUGCCACAGGAUCCACACACGAGGAUGUCAAUACGGGAGCAUUGUAUGAUUCGUCAUUGAAGAAAUGGCAUCAUCCAACAGUGCCUGCUUUGCAAACAAAACUAAUUGUGUUGCCAGUGGCAUCAGCAGGAGGUCUGAUCUGCUUCCUUGAUAUCGAGCGCAUAAGCUUAUAUGUUUAUAACCCUCUCACAGGGUCGUAUAAGGAAUUGCCAGCCAGGUCGGCGAAGGUGUGGUCACAUGUAGCUGUAGGGAUGACGAUGAAUGGUUGCUCAGGGUAUAAGAUACUUUGGGUUAGUUGUGAGGGGGAAUACGAAGUGUUUGAUUCUGCAAAGAACUCGUGGAUUCGUCCAGGAAUCAUGCCCUCAAGUAUCAAGCUUCCACUAGCACUCAACUUCAAGUCUCAUGCGCUAUCAGUUGAUGGGACGCUGUAUUUCAUGCGGUCAGACCCAGAUGGGCUGUUGUCAUAUGAGAUGGAAAACGGGAUGUGGAAACAGUAUGUAAUCCCGCUGCCUCCGCAGCUGAGUGAUCACACACUGGCCGAGAGUGAGGGCAGGAUCAUGCUGGUGGGGCUGGUAACAAAUAACGCGGCGACAUGCGUGUGCAUAUGGGAGUUGCAGAAGAUGACUCUGCUGUGGAAGGAGGUUGACAGAAUGCCAAACAUAUGGUGUUUAGAUUUCUAUGGAAAGAACGUCAGCAUGACUUGUCUGGGUAACAAAGGCUUACUUAUGCUAUCCUUCAGGUCAAGACAAAUGAAUCGACUCCUUACUUAUGAUCUAUCCAGCCGGGAAUGGCUCAAGGUGCCCGGUUGUGUGCUGCCGAAUGCCAGGAAGAGGCAUGGGGUUGCUAGCGGUACUGCUUUUCACCCUUGCUUGACUGCAAUCGCUUAGUUUCCAGACUCAGUUUAAGACAUUGAUUUGUGGAAUUUCUGCUGCAAAUCAAAUAAUAAUUAGUAUUCUUAUGGAUCAAUUUGCGUACUGUUUUUCCCCAAACAUUAUUGCUUCUUUUGAUCGAAUGAUUUUUGUUUGUCA
Molecule: messenger RNA, 2000 nt
Organism: Salvia hispanica
Lineage: Eukaryota; Viridiplantae; Streptophyta; Magnoliopsida; Lamiales; Lamiaceae
Source: RefSeq, a predicted model, not a curated record